CGCGGGCGCUGACGCAGCGGCUGGCGGCGGGCGGCGCGCACACUCCCCUCAGCGCGGUGGCGCUCUAGUGUCCCAGGCCCGGCCGGCGCGGAGAGCAUGGCGGGCGCGGGUCCGAAGCGGCGCGCAGUGGCGGCCCCGGCGGCCGAGGAGAAGGAGGAGGCGCGGGAGAAGAUGCUGGCGACCCAGCCUGCGGACGGCGCGGCCCCGGCGGGCGCGGGGGAGGGCGAGGGUGUGACCCUGCAGCGGAGCAUCACGCUGCUCAACGGCGUGGCCAUCAUCGUGGGCACCAUCAUCGGCUCGGGCAUCUUCGUGACGCCCACGGGCGUGCUCAAGGAGGCGGGCUCGCCGGGGCUGGCGCUGGUGGUGUGGGCCGCGUGCGGCGUCUUCUCCAUCGUGGGCGCGCUGUGCUACGCCGAGCUGGGCACCACCAUCUCCAAGUCGGGCGGCGACUACGCCUACAUGCUGGAGGUCUACGGCUCGCUGCCCGCCUUCCUCAAGCUCUGGAUCGAGCUGCUCAUCAUCCGGCCCUCCUCGCAGUACAUCGUGGCCCUCGUCUUCGCCACCUACCUGCUCAAGCCGCUCUUCCCCACCUGCCCGGUGCCCGAGGAGGCUGCCAAGCUUGUGGCCUGCCUCUGCGUGCUGCUGCUCACGGCCGUGAACUGCUACAGCGUGAAGGCCGCCACCCGGGUCCAGGAUGCCUUCGCCGCCGCCAAGCUCCUGGCCCUGGCCCUGAUCAUCCUGCUGGGCUUCGUCCAGAUCGGGAAGGGUGAUGUGUCCAAUCUAGAUCCCAAGUUCUCAUUUGAAGGCACCAAACUGGAUGUGGGGAACAUCGUGCUGGCUCUGUACAGCGGCCUCUUUGCCUACGGAGGAUGGAAUUACUUGAAUUUUGUCACGGAGGAAAUGAUCAACCCCUACAGAAACCUGCCCCUGGCCAUCAUCAUCUCCCUCCCCAUCGUGACGCUGGUAUACGUGCUGACCAACCUGGCCUACUUCACCACCCUGUCCACGGAGCAGAUGCUGUCGUCGGAGGCCGUGGCUGUGGACUUCGGAAACUAUCACCUGGGCGUCAUGUCCUGGAUCAUCCCCGUCUUCGUGGGCCUGUCUUGCUUCGGCUCAGUCAAUGGGUCCCUGUUCACGUCCUCCAGGCUCUUCUUUGUGGGGUCCCGGGAAGGCCACCUGCCCUCAAUCCUCUCCAUGAUCCACCCACAGCUCCUCACCCCCAUGCCAUCCCUUGUGUUCACGUGCGUGAUGACGCUGCUCUACGCCUUCUCCAAGGACAUCUUCUCCGUCAUCAACUUCUUCAGCUUCUUCAACUGGCUCUGCGUGGCCCUGGCCAUCAUCGGCAUGAUCUGGCUGCGCUACAGAAAGCCUGAGCUGGAGCGGCCCAUCAAGGUGAACCUGGCCCUGCCCGUGUUCUUCAUCCUGGCCUGCCUCUUCCUGAUCGCCGUCUCCUUCUGGAAGACCCCUGUGGAGUGUGGCAUCGGCUUCACCAUCAUCCUCAGCGGGCUGCCCGUCUACUUCUUAGGGGUCUGGUGGAAAAACAAGCCCAAGUGGCUUCUCCAGGGCAUCUUCUCCACAACCGUCGUGUGUCAGAAGCUCAUGCAGGUGGUGCCCCAGGAGACGUAGCCCGGAGGCCGAGAGACUGCGGAGGAGCAUGCGCAGAGCCCCGAGCCCACUGCAGCUCCCCGCCAUCCACAGCUCAGCUGCACACCCAGUGUCCCUCGCUGUCCCUCCCAGGCCAGGCAGCCAAGGCUGCUGUGGAAACUGGUACGAAUCUACGAGUCUCGUCCCUCAAGUGAGGUCCACCCUGGGACCCAGGCGGGGCCUGUGCUCCUGCCAGGAGCGGCUUCCGGUCUCCUUGGGCCCUUUUCCCUUCCCUCCUCUGUUUAAGUCUGUCUUUUUUAACUUAAAUUCUGGGUCAAGUUGACACCACAAGAUGAUGUUUCAAGGGGCUCGGAGGGCAGGAGCCUUCCUUUUUCCCGUUUCUCCCGUUUUUCUCCCGCACACUAUGUGCCAGGGACCAGAUCACUGUCCCUGGGCAAACAGCUACUGAGACUUGGAGCCUCAUCGUGACCGCAGACCUGCACUGAUAGCCAGGUAGCCGGCCCCACACACACAUGCUUGGCUUCUUUAUUUUUUUAUGGUUAAAAAUGCGGUGACAUUCAUGAAAACCACCCCGUGGGCUUAUGUCUCUGCCUUAAAGACCCAAAAUAGGAGCCUCCCACCAGUCCCAGAAGAGACACGGCCACUGCAGUGAGGGUUUGCAGAGCAGAAACUCAGCCAUAGUGGCACCAGGGUGGAGGUGCCUGGAGUGGGGCAGGUGGGGGGCUGGGCAAGGUGAACGAUCCAAGGUGGGUGAUUCCAGGGUCCUCCCAGGAGGCGCUUCAGGCCUGUGGGACUCCUGAGACACCACCCUGAGACAGUGAGCAGCCCUGGGGAGUGGGUAUGCUGGCAUCCCCGCCAGCUCCCCAGGCCUGGCCUUAGGGCAGUGCGGCCUCCGUGUCCAGUUUUGGAGGCCGAGCUCUGGUUCACGCAGACGAAGCCUCGCAUUUUAGUCUUCUGGAAACAGAGACGAGGCAGGCACACCAUGGCCAGGCACGCCAGUGCACGCCCACCCUGGGCCCCACGCAGCAGCGUCCCCAGCCCGAGGUCGCUGCUGCCCUCAGGAUCCAAAGUUCCACCCAGCACCCCACAGCAGCCCCUUACGUCUGGGGCUGGGUUCCCGCUCCCGGCUGAGGCACCUCCUCGCCCUGCCUGUCACCCUCACUGCCUGUCCUGGUCCUGGAGAUAGUGUCAAGCACGGCUCACCUCUGCGACCUGCAGGGUCCAGAGGCCCCUGGACGUGCACUUGGUCCUCACCCCCCGUGGAAAGGCGGAACUAGCAGCCCGUGUUUUCCUCGUUCCUGUUUCUUCCCUGCGGGGGGGCAGCUGAGGCCUGGCCAACUCGGCCCACUUUCCUGAGCUGUCUCUGCCUCUGUGGAAGCAGCCAGGGGCCCACAGAACAAGGAGACCACCCUGCCAGGCCCCUCCUGAGCUCUGGGGGGUUCUGCCUCCUCAGCUUCUCCCCAGUGCUCAGCUGUGGCUGGACGAGCAGCCCUGUGGCACAGCCCCGAGUCCCGCAAGCCAGAAGGCCCUGGAGCAGGCUGGACACAGCUUUACUGACCAGCUUGCUCAAGCCACCAGCUCUGCCACUCUCUGCCUAGGCACCAACCCCCUCACCAUCCAGUGGGCCCACAGAAACCUGAUGAACAGUUUGGGGUCCCGGGCCAGAUGUCCAUCUCUCCUGCUUGAGGAAUGAAGACCUUUAUUCCACAGCCCAGGGGCCCGUCCAGCCCUGGCACCCCUGCCCCGUUGCUUCCAGCUUUACGUGGACUGGCUGCCAGUGUCUGCUCAUAGGAACUGCAUCUUUUCUGGGGCCCAAGGGAUCAGCCCACAGCCUGGAGGCCAAGGACCAGCAGGCAGAUGAACUGACUCUUGGAUGAGACAACACCCAGUCCCUCCGGACCUGUUCUCUUGGCCACAGAUACCAACAGCUGGUGCCCAGCCUGCCUGGGGGGCGGUUGUGUGCACCCAGGAGGCAGUGAACAUCGUAGGCAGUCACAGCCCUCGAGACAGGGGAGCUGCUCCCUGGACGCACCCACCACUGGGAGCUUUCCAUGGGGGCCGACAGGGCCUGUGUGGGUGUCUGCCGUUUUCUGCCCCCCGCAGGGGCCUUGGGAUGCCAUUCUGUUGCAGCCUCCUGCUCUGGGAGGUGGACAUGCCUUAAGGAAGCAGGAGCUAGUUGUCCGUCCAUGAGACACGCUUGCCUGUUGGCUGCUCAGCUGUGGGCAACAUGGGGGCUGCCCGUGUCUGGCGGAAAGUAGCGGCAGCCGCUGCGGUCCCUCUUCAGGCUGCACAGUCUCCCCCGGGCAUCUGGGUUGUGAGGGGGAGGAACUCCACAGAAGGUCAUGGGGGGGUGUCCGCUCUGUGAUCCUUGGUGCUGUGUCCCCCAACCCAGCCCAGGGACCCCAAUUCAGAAGGCAGGGGCUGUGCCCGCUCCCCCUCCUGCUGUGCUGGAAUUCCACAGGGGGCCAGGGCCACCAUAGGGGCUGUCUCAGACGACUUCACUUUCCCUUCCCCCUCUCUCCAUACUCCACUGACAGAUGCCACAGUGGUUCCCACUCGUGGGUCUCAGGUGUUUGAAAGCCACCCCGCCAAGACAAGCAAGCGUUUUUCAGUCGUUUUGCUUUUUUGUGUUGUGCUAACAUCUUAUUCAUUUAAGAUGCUGUCGGCACCGUGUUUAUUUAUUUCCAGUGGUCUCGCUCAGCCUUGCUGCUCUGCGUGGUGCAGGUGCCACGCCUGCUCCCUGUCUGUGUCCCAGCCACGCAGGGCCAUCCACUGUGACGCCGGCCGAGCAGGCCGGACACCUUCUGCCGAGUAAUGUGUGUGGCUGGGAUGUCUUAUUUUGUGUUAAUGGCUAACCUGUUACAUUGGGCUGGGCUGGGCAAGGCAUUCUGGCUUUUUUGUGGGGUUUUGUUUUUAAAGAAACACUCAGAAUCAUCCUA
This is a messenger RNA of Callithrix jacchus (white-tufted-ear marmoset), 4544 nucleotides long. It is a transcript of the gene SLC7A5, whose product is annotated as solute carrier family 7 member 5. Gene Ontology annotation, molecular function: neutral L-amino acid transmembrane transporter activity; L-amino acid transmembrane transporter activity. Gene Ontology annotation, biological process: amino acid transmembrane transport; neutral amino acid transport. The record is from RefSeq and is a predicted model, not a curated record. NCBI's taxonomy places the organism in Eukaryota, Metazoa, Chordata, Mammalia, Primates, Cebidae. Gene Ontology annotation, cellular component: membrane.